AUGGGGGAAAAUAAUGGUUCUAAAGCACAUGAUGAUCCCAAUGCAUCACAUGCUUUGGAGAAAUUUUGUAUGUGUCUUCUUGGAGCCUUAAACCCGAGCCUUAAGCCAACAACAGCUCAAUGUUGGGUUCGUUUCUUGAGUCUUCCUCAAGAAUAUUGGCGUCCGAAGAUUCUUUUUGCUAUUGCUAAUAGUCUUGGAACUCCGGUCAGUCUCGAUGCUUUUACAAGAUUUGUGGAUUCUAAUACACUGAGAACUAUUGUUGAUGGGGAGGUUAUUAGCAUUGAUAAGGUACAACCAGAAGAUAGGUGUCCUCCAAUAAUUGAUAAUAUGGAAGGAGCGGUUACUCAUGAGGAAAUUGCUACUCCUGAACAUAUUCAUGAGACUCUUGCAAAUCAUGAGGACCAUGGAAAUAGAAAUCAUAAGGAUCAUGAGACUCAGAAGCAACAAGCAAAUACAGGUAGUCAACAGCCUAUUCAUGAAAAUGAGAGUUUGUUGGUUCCUAAAAUGCAGAUGGAAGAAACAUCUAUUGCACAACCUGCACCAAAUCACGAGGUAGAUCAUGGGAGUGGUGUGGAGGGCAACUUGCACCAGGUUGAUCUAGACUCUUACACUAUUUCUGAAACACAAUUGCCACAUGUGGUAAUCGAUGAUAUGAAGAAAAUAAAACAAGCUUGGGCCAACAGGGAAAGUUAAGGAUGUGAGAAAGGUGCGUCUUUCACACCUUACAUCUCCAAGAAAGCUAAAAUAUAACUAAGGCUUGCUAGUAAUGCUGGAAAUUACCAAACUCGUUCCUAAGGUCCACUUCCUACUUAGACAUCGGAUGGAUUGGGA
Molecule: messenger RNA, 831 nt
Organism: Trifolium pratense (red clover)
Lineage: Eukaryota; Viridiplantae; Streptophyta; Magnoliopsida; Fabales; Fabaceae
Exons: 3
Coding region: 1-693 (230 amino acids)
Source: RefSeq, a predicted model, not a curated record